UUGCUUAUUUUUCAGCUUUUAGUUAUUUCAGUAAUAGCCUAUGGCUAUGCGGAUAAAUUAGAUCGGACUUACCUGCCUCCCGCUAAUGCGGCAAGUUCCGGCGGAAGUCCCGGAGCUUUAACUGCUCCAUUUGGAAAUGGACCAUCGGGUCCAAAAUCACCAGGGUUUGGAACAUCUUCUAAUUUGCCUGGUUUUAGACAAACUGAGGCUACUUUUGGACAAUCCUCCCAAUUAACAUCUCAACCAACUGGCACUGGCUUCGGAUCAAACUUCGAUCAAACAAAAUCUGGUGGAUUUAGCCCAUCUAGCGGAUCUGCUGGAACCAAAUCUUCUGCGCUUGGUCAGAAUACAGGUGCAUCUGGAUUUGGUCAAACAUCAUCACCAACUGAAACUGGUUUCGAUUCUGGUACUAGUUCUGGAUAUCGCCAAGGCGCACAAGGUUCAUUUACUCAAUCCUACUCAUCAAAUCAAGGCGGGCAAGCAAAUUCAUUCGUCAGUCAGGCACACCAGUCUCAGCGGGCUCAAAGUGAUUCAGAAAGGAAUGCGCAAAUUCUGAGAUAUGAAAACCAAAACGAUGGCGAAACAUACUCUUACAGUUUUGAAACCUCUAACGGUAUAUCUGCCGAGGAAUCCGGUGUUGCUACCAAUGGAGUGAGAGCUCAAGGAGGGUUCUCUUAUACAUCCGAUGAUGGUGAAAAGAUAACUGUGACGUAUACCGCUGACGAAAAUGGAUUUCAACCUCAAGGUAAUCAUUUGCCUACUCCACCCCCAAUUCCUGUGGAGAUACUUAAAUCCAUCGAAGAAAAUGCGAGAGCUGCAGCAGCUGGAGUUCAAGAAGGUGCUUACCGACCAGAGGAGUAUGAAACUGGAGUAUCUAACCAGAUAAAUGGUCAACAAGGGUAUGGAAAAGGAAACGGAUACCAACAGCAAGGUCAAGGUGCUUUUGGACAGACAGCUGAAUCUCAAGGGCAGGGUGGAUAUAGACAGAGCAGUGGAUCGCAAGCACAGGGUGCUUAUGGACAGACUGCUGCAUCGCGGGGUCAGGGUGGUUAUAAUCUUGGCAGUGGAUCACAAGCACAGGGUGCUUAUGGACAGACAGCUGGAUCGCGAGGUCAAGGUGGUUAUGGACAGAGCAGUGGAUCGCAAGGACAGGAUGCUUAUGGACAAACAACUGGAUCGCAAGGUCAGGGUGGGUAUGGACAGAGCAGUAGAUUACAAGGACAGGGUGCUUAUGGACAGACUGCUGGAUCGCAGGGUCAGGGUGGUUAUGAACUUGGCAGUGGAUCACAAGCACAGGGUGCUUAUGGACAGAUAGCUGGAUCGCAAGGUCAGGGUGGGUAUGGACAGAGCAGUAGAUCACAAGGACAGGGUGCUUUUGGACAAAAAGAUGGUUCAAAAAGUCAGAGUGGUUUUGGGCAGGCAAAUGGAUCGCAAGGGCAUGGUAUCCUUGAACAAAAUUCUGGAUCACAAACCCAGAAUUCCUUUGGACAGACAUCUAGAUUGCAGGGGCAAGGUGCUUUUGGGCACACAGGAGCAUCGAAAGGAACUGCUGCCUUUGGACAGACUUCUGGAUCGCAAGGUCAGGGUGCCAUAGGACAAAGUACUGGAGCACAAGGACAAAGUGGUUAUGACCGAGCUGCCGGAUCGCAAGUGCAAAGUGCCUUUGGACAAUCUACUGGAUCGCGAGGACAGAAUGCCUUUGGUCAAGGUACUGGAGCACAAGGGCAAAGUGGUUAUGGACAGACUACCGGAUCGCAAAGACAAGGUAUCUUUGGACAAUCUUCUGGAUCUCGAGUAAAGGGUGCUGUUGGUCAAGAUGUUGGAGCACAAGCACAGAACGGUUAUGGGCAGACAACUGGAUCGCAAGGACAGGGUGCCUUUGGACGGAUAAUUGGAGCUCAAGCACAAGGUCAGUUGAGUCAAGGUCAACAAGGUUUUGAUCAAGGGGCAAAUAAAUUAUCAUCAGGUGCUAAAGGUCACGGACUUCAAAGUUCGUCUCAAAAUCAAAGAGAGUCAGGAUACGAAUAUAAUCGACCUCAAGGUUCCCCGUUCCCAUCGGGGUCCAAUCGACCUGGACAAGGGUCUUCACCAUUUAGUGGUGGUUCUAAUCAGCCAUCUUCUGGAUCUAACUCUAUUGAUCAAGCUUCCACUCAGUACAGACCAAAUGGCAAUCAAUAUUCAACAGGGUCAAUAUCAGGCUCUUCAGGUCAAAAACCUGGUUCCCAAAUUAAUUCUAAUCUGCCAACGUUUGGACCUACAAAUAGUAACAUAGGUUCUCAGAAUAGACCCGGUGGCAAUCAGCCAAGUUCUGGUACCACAAAUAAAGGGUUCCCGUCACCAAACCGACCUGUAGGUAACAUACCUUCUUUAUCAGGAUCAGGUCAGAAUAAUUCUUCAUUUAGGCCUAUUGGAAAUCAGCCCUCCCUUGGAUCAACUAGUGGUCAAGGAUACCAGUAUAAUCAGCCAGGUUCCCAGCCUAACCUACCUAGCAAUCAACCUCAACGCCCUGGUUUUUCAUCUACGUCAUCGUCUAACCAAGCGAAUACUGGUCAAACUUUUGGAGGUCCUCGCCAGCCACCAAGCUUUAGCCCUGAGGAAGGAUACAAAUACUAA
This is a messenger RNA of Parnassius mnemosyne (clouded apollo), 2613 nucleotides long. The record is from the annotation of a GenBank genome assembly. Lineage: Eukaryota; Metazoa; Arthropoda; Insecta; Lepidoptera; Papilionidae.